CGCGCCACCGGAGCAGCCGGCAGCCGCCGCCUCCCGGCCCCGACGCCAUGAGGCUGACCGUGCUCGUCGCCGUUGUUGCUACCGCUUACGUGACAGCGGCCGAGGUCCGACUGCUGCGCCGCCUGGUCCCGGCCGGGCGUUCCUCGCCAGAGCGCUCCCUGGAGGCUAAUCUCCUCUCGGGAAACGGCACGAACACGACCUUCGCGCUGAAUGGCACCGAGCCCACCGCCGCGGCAAGCAAUGAGACCACCACCGACAUCGUAACGGAGCAGACUACCACCACCACCACCACCCUGGCGCCCACCACUACCCGACGCCGCCGCCGUCGCCCCAGGAAAACGACGACGACGACGACGACCGACCACCACCACCACCACCCCGGCGCCGCCCAACUGGAGUAUGCUGCCGAAGGAGCGGUGCAUCUGCGAGCUGGACCGCGAACUUCGCUGGGCUCGCCAGCAGCUCAUCGACGAAAUAGUGCGGCACGAAGGGGCAAGCGGGCCGCGGGUUACCACCACAACCACCACCACCACCACGACCACCCCCGCUGCCCCCGUCCCCACCGCCGAGACCAUGGCGUCCGACGGCGGCACCGCUGACGUCGCCAACAACGUCACGGGCGUCACGGAGCCCGUCACUAACGUGACCGGCGGGGACCCGACCACGCCGCUGCCGCCCACCUCUGUGGCGGUGGCGCCGCGGCGCCGCCGGGAGGCCGAGGCGAGCACGAGCGGGCCCGACUCGCCGGCUGACGUCUCGCUGUCCUGCGGCAACACCACUGACGGCCUCAGCAACGGCAGCCAGCCGUGCGGCAACGGCACAGAUUCGUACGGAAACGCGACCGACACGACCGUAGCGACCACGACGACGGAGCCACCGACGCCGACGACGACGACGGAGGCCACGACGACGAGGAGGACGACCCGCGCGAGGUCCACGCCGCGAGCACGACCGGCACGGACCUUCCCGCCAGGCAUCAUGGCGACCGGACGUGGACGUCGCCCGCGGCUUUCGCUCUGCCAGUGUCCAAACAGAGCCGAAGGUGUAUUCGGGACCAUCCGAAUUCUCAACAUGCAUUGGAGGACCGUACUGUUGUACCCGAGCUCUGGAGUUCACCGUCGAGCCACCAAAUACAUUCACGAACAGUUGGACCUUGUGUUCCGCCGCUCGCUCGGCUCGUGGUACGCCACCUCCGAGGUGUUGGCCAUGGAGGAGGGUAGCGUCGUCGCCCACCACAAGGUGUACCUGACCAGGAAGGUGGACAACAUCACCGACCUGGUGCAGCGCUCCUUCACCAUCGGCUACCGCGCCGGCGUCACCGACAUGGAGGUCGACUCCGAUUCGAUCAGCUACUACUUUCCGCCUGAGCCUCCGACAAAGCCGGCCAUCUGGUACCUGCGCUAUCUCGCCUUGGUGGUGGCCUUUGGGGUCCUGGGCGGCCUGACGUACGACGUGUGCUGGCGCACCAACGUAUGCGGCGUGCGUGCUCCGUACGGCACGCUGGAGCCGGAAGAGCAGCAGGGGACGAAGCCGUCUUCGGCCAAGAGCGGCCUGUUCUACACCGUCUCCACCAUGGUAACUACGCACGCGCUCUGGGCAAAGACGAAGGCCGUGGCCGCGCUGCAGCGGGUGAAGAAGGCACGGUCAGGCGACACCGACGGCCUGGCCACCCAGCUGGAGUGUCAGCUGGAGGAUCCGGUGGAGGAGCCGCAGCAGGGAGCCGACAGUGCACUGCCGGCGGAGGACGAGCAAGAAGUCGCCGCCGACGGGGCCGACGGUCCACUACCGGCAGAGAACGAACCGCGAGCGGAGGACGAACAGGAAGCGGAAGAUGAACAGCGGGGUGCUGAGGGUCAGCGGGGUGCUGAGGAAGGCGACGAAGUUCAGCGGGAGGACGAUUCCGCUGAGCAGGAGGGCGACGGGGACCAGGAGGAGGAGAAUUCUCCUCAGCAGGAGGACGAUAUGGCUCAGCAAGAGGAGAACGAUGACGCUCAGCGAGAGGAGGGUGCCCCACACGAAGUCGCGGAGCCUGAGGCAUAGAUCAGCAAUCGUCUCGUAUGGAUAAUACAGGGACGAAGGUCUGCACCUGAAAUCCGCCAAACAGACGCGACAGAACCGACACAAAUAAACUAGAGUGCUCUGCGGGACCUAAUAUCCAGAACAGCUGUAGCAGUGGAAAUACGCCAUCCGAUGGCACGGAGCAUUUGAAACGUGUAGCGUUAACCCCCUCACAGAAUACGUCUGUUGUAUUUCACUUGACCACCGGGAUGCAGGUAUGAAGAAACCACAGCCCCGUGAGCGGAACGCUGAGUGCUUUAUAUGCCGUACCUUCUUAAGCGGCUGUUUGUGUUGUGUGACGCAAAACAUCCUACUAACAUCAUAUGACCAGCAAUUGGGAAACUAAUCACUCUCAGACGAACGUGUCUAGGGCCUGUGAAAUGUAGGGUGUUCAAUAAACCCAGUGGUGUACUCAGCACAGUGCACCUAACCCAUUUAGGACCUGGCCUUGUGAUCAGAUGAAUAUGAAACAGACGGUGCACCAAAUGUGACACCGAUCACUAGAUAUUAUACCUGGUCAGAAGAAUGUUACAGAAAUGUUUCCCAAUAUUUGUGCGGUUGUAUUUCAUAAAAAAAUCUGGAAGCGAACACUUAUUUGCGAAAUUACUAUCAGUUAAUGUACCGUUCUAACUAGCUGCUUGUCUAGUACCAAUGCGGUUGUGUAUUCAAUUUUCUAAACCAUUCAGGUGCAUCCGUCUGAUGGAAGUCGUGGAGCGUGUAUUGCCCCUUUAAUUUAACUCCGCAGUACCAGCGGUGGCUUUGGAAAAAGAGCGCCACGAUUCAAUAAUGAGCGCAUCUGAAAA
Molecule: messenger RNA, 2861 nt
Organism: Pollicipes pollicipes
Lineage: Eukaryota; Metazoa; Arthropoda; Thecostraca; Pollicipedomorpha; Pollicipedidae
Exons: 7
Coding region: 400-2040 (546 amino acids)
Source: RefSeq, a predicted model, not a curated record